GCGGUCCCGCCCCUGGCAUGCAGUGGAUCGUGGUGGCGAACGACGGCCAGCCGGGGGCUCCCUCCAUCGGGGCCGACUGGAGCGUGGACGCCACGGCCAGUGUCAUGGGCAAGUUCGCGCUGGUCAGUCUUGGGACGGUCACCCUCGUGCUGGAGAACAUCGCGGUCGGCAACGAGAGGAAUGUGCUGGUCUCGAGGAAGGGCGAGCUCGAGCAGGCGGUGGACCGUGCUUUUGGGCCCGGGGCGCCAGGAGCUGGCCUCGGAACUCAAGCGGGUGGAGACGGGCCGGCGGCUGCAGUGCCGCUCAAAUCGGCUGGCGCUCGAGCACUACCCGUGCUGUACGAACAGACGGGCCAGAGGUUCAGGGCCUACACCAAUGCCGUCGGACUGCUGGAGGAGCCACGGUUCGACGACUUCCCGGUGGUUGGCCCAAGAACGACUCUCUGGCUGUGCAAGUUCAUCAGAGAUCAGGGGAGCGCCCCCCGCACCAGGACAGAGAAGUGGAUGCGAGACGCACACGUGCCGGACAACGACAGAGUCAAGCACGAGCAUGGCAGUCUCAUGGAGAUCCUUGAGACAGCGCUCACCUACGACCAGCUGGACGUGUCUGCCCUCGCCUCUUUCGAGAUACUGUCGAGGAGGAUUCAGCUGCUGGAGGAGGCGUGCGCGUCCAACCCGAAGGCGCCGCGGUUCGAGGGGAGCGAGCACUUCCAGGGCCUUGGCAGGAAAGUCGCGGCCGUGGCGCCGCUCCUCACCUCGCACGUGGCGUUGCAGCUCCAAGGCGAGGCUGCGAUCCAGAAAGAACGACGCAAGGGCUGCGACGAGUUUUUGACCAUGGCAUGGCGGGCGGUCGACAGCGCGACCGUCUACCCCUGCCUCGACUUCGUGAUUGGGAAGGCCCUCGUAGCUCACUCAGUCGCGGCGUUCAACAACGUAUAUGCCGGCGUGCUUGGAUCGACAG
This is a messenger RNA of Prorocentrum cordatum, 960 nucleotides long. The record is from the annotation of a GenBank genome assembly. NCBI's taxonomy places the organism in Eukaryota, Dinophyceae, Prorocentrales, Prorocentraceae.